UCUGUCCCCCAGCAGUAAAGGCCAUGGUGGCAGGCGCUGGUGGCCUCGUCUCUGGAGGGAGGAACGCUGGCACCAAGCGAGUGUCUGGGCAUCGUCACCAGGCUGGGGCGCAGCCCCGGCUCUGCCACCAGGAGGGUGACGUCCCCCAGGGCUGGCGCGUGGCGGGCAGCAGCUCCUGGAGCCCACCGUUCUCCCAGUGAGGCACCACGGAGCCGGAGCAGGCAGGGUCGGACCCGGCCAGAUCCCCCGGCGCCCGCUGGACACGCAGGGACCGACCCGCCGGGCACCCAGCAUGCCCACCAAGACACUCUGGCUGCCUCUGGCGUGGCUAGUGGCUGCAGCCACGGUCACUGUCACCCCGGUGCUCGCUCUGGAGCCCUCUCCCAGCUGGAUGACGCUGCUCGGAGAGCCCCCGACGCCGCCUGCGCCCCCUGCUCGUAUCCCCGCUCCCACGGGGGACGCGGGGGGCCCCGUCCUGCCCGCGCCCACCCCCAGCGCCCCUCCCGAGGGGCUGCCUGGCUGGGGUGUCACAGACGCCGCCAGCCCCACAGCGCCGGAGGGAGCCCCGGAGGAGCCGGACACCGCGGCCAGCGGGACCACGGCAGUGCCCACCCCCGGCACCAGCGCCCCGCCGUGCCCUGGGGACGAGGAGCCGACUGACCUCUGCGGGGAGCCCACGGGGGAGCAGCGGGCUGCCGUGGCCGAGGCCCUGGUCACCUUCGCCCUCCGCUUCUACCAGCGCAUGGCGGAGGCCGCCCAGCCCGACGCAAACCUGCUCUUCUCCCCCAUCAACGUCGCCGUGGGGCUCUCGCACCUGCUGCUGGGCGCCCGCGGAGAGACCCGGGAGCGCCUGGCCGCCCUCCUGGCGUACCCGCAGGGGCUGGAGUGCGUGCACGGCGCCCUGCAGCAGCUGGCCGGCGCGCCAGGCCUCUUCUCGGCCUCCCAGAUCUUCUACCACCCAGAGCUGCGCCUCCGGCCGCGCUUCCUCAACGACUCCCUGCGCUUCUACGGCGCCCGCCCGUACGCCCUGAGCGGCAACGAGAGCCUGGACCUGCAGCGCAUCAACGCCUGGGUGCGGGAGGCCAGCAAGGGGCUGCUGCCCACGCUGCUGUCCGCGCUGCCCCCCGAGCCCAGCCUGCUGCUGCUCAGCGCCGUCCACCUGCGCGCCGCCUGGCGCACGCCGCUGGACCGUAAGAAGACGGUGCUGCUGCCCUUCCUGCGGCCCGGGCUCCCCCCGCGCAAGGUGCCCACCAUGACCAGCGCCAAGUACCCGGUGGCCUCCUUCAGUGACUCCCGCCUGCAGGUCCAGGUGGGGCGGCUGGAGCUGAAUGGGGGGCUGAGCCUCGUGGUGCUGAUGCCACGGGGGCCGCUGGAGCCUCUGGAGACCCUGGAGCGGGCGCUGGACCCCACGACCUUCCUGGCGCUGCUACGGCGGGCGGCCCGCACCCCGCCCCGGGCCACCGCUCUGUCCCUGCCCCGCCUGCGCCUCGACCUCUCCCUGGACGUGGUGCCUCUGGUGCACGACAUGGACUUCGGGCUGUUCCUGGACGCGGAGCUGUGCGGGCUGGCGCGGGGCCCGGCCGCGGUGGACACGGCGCUGCACCGGGCGGUGCUGGCGCUGGACGAGGCAGGCGUGGAGGCGGCGGCGGCCAUGGCCACCUCGGUGGCGCGCUCGGCCCUGGUGCUGGAGGCCCUGCGCCCCUUCCUCUUCGUCCUCUGGCACAACUCCGGCGACUUCCCCGUCUUCAUGGGCCGUCUCAGCGACCCCCAGCCCUGACUCUGUCCCUCCAUCCUUCCAUCCCUCCAUCCUUCCCUUCCGUCUCCCCCCAUCCCUGCCUCUUCCUCUCCCUGCUUCCCUCUUUCCCCCUCCUUUACCCCUUUCUUCUCUCUCUCUCUCUCUCUCUCUCCUUCCAUCCUUCCUUCCCUCGUCUCUCCUCCCUCCCUCCCUUCAUCCCUUCUCUCUCCGUUCUUCUCAUCUCUGCAUCCCUUCUCCCUCCCUGCUUCCUCCCUCCCAUCUCCCCCCUUUCCCAUCCCAUCUCCCAGGGCACCAGGGGGUCCCUGCUCCUCCCGUGCCUCAGUUUCCCCCGCCAAUAAAUGCACCA
Messenger RNA from Hirundo rustica (Barn swallow), 2102 nucleotides. RefSeq names its product serpin family G member 1 (gene SERPING1). The coding region runs from base 293 to 1777 and encodes 494 amino acids. The record is from RefSeq and is a predicted model, not a curated record. The transcript is spliced from 9 exons. Gene Ontology annotation, biological process: negative regulation of endopeptidase activity. Gene Ontology annotation, molecular function: serine-type endopeptidase inhibitor activity. NCBI's taxonomy places the organism in Eukaryota, Metazoa, Chordata, Aves, Passeriformes, Hirundinidae.